This is a messenger RNA of Panicum virgatum (switchgrass), 1392 nucleotides long. RefSeq names its product gibberellin 3-beta-dioxygenase 1-like. Gene Ontology annotation, molecular function: gibberellin 3-beta-dioxygenase activity. The transcript is spliced from 3 exons. Gene Ontology annotation, biological process: response to light stimulus; gibberellin biosynthetic process. The coding region runs from base 65 to 1156 and encodes 363 amino acids. The record is from RefSeq and is a predicted model, not a curated record. NCBI's taxonomy places the organism in Eukaryota, Viridiplantae, Streptophyta, Magnoliopsida, Poales, Poaceae.
CUCGUGCCGAUCGGGUUCUUGCGUGCAUUGCAACAGGCCGGCCGCGCGCCGCCGACCGACCACGAUGCCGUCGCCGCCGGCCGCCGCCGCUCCCUACGUCGAGCUCCGGUCCGCGGAGCGCGUGCCGGAGACGCACGCGUGGGCGGCCGGGCCGGACGACGGCCACCCGUCGGUGGAGGCCGUCGGGUGCGACGCGGUGCCGGUGGUGGACAUGGGGCGCCCGGGCGCGGCGCGGGCGGUGGCGCGCGCCGCCGAGGAGUGGGGCGCGUUCCUGCUCGUCGGGCACGUCGUGCCGGCGCGCGUGGCGGCGGCCGUGGAGGAGCAGGUCGCGCGCUUGUUCGCGCUCCCGGCGCCGGAGAAGGCCCGCGCGGGCCGCCGCCCCGGCGAGGCCAGCGGCUACGGCUACCCGCCGGCGCUCCACCUGCCCAAGCGCAUGUGGUCCGAGGGGUACACGUUCCCCGCGGCCGCCGUCCGCGACGAGUUCCGCCGCGUCUGGCCCGACGGCGGCGACGAGUACCUCCGCUUCUGCGACGUGAUGGAGGAGCACCACAAGGAGAUGAGGGCUCUCGGCAACAGGCUGCUCGACGUCUUCUUCGAGGCGCUCGGGCUCACCGCCGACCAGAUCGCCGCCGGCGAAACGGAGCGGAAGAUCCGGGAGACCUUGGUGGCGACGAUGCACCUUAACCUGUACCCCAGGUGCCCCGAGCCGGAGCGCGCGAUGGGGCUGGCGGCGCACACGGACUCGGGCUUCUUCACGUUCAUCACGCAGAGCCCCGUGCCGGGGCUGCAGCUGCUCCGCCGCGGGCCGGACCGGUGGGUGACGGUGCCGGCGCCGCCGGGCGCGCUGGUGGUCGUGCUCGGCGACCUCUUCCGGGUGCUCACCAACGGCCGCUUCAGCAGCGCGUUCCACCGCGCCGUCGUGAACCGGGAGCGCGACCGCAUCUCCGUGCCCUACUUCCUCGGCCCGCCGGCCGACAUGGAGGUGGCGCCGCUCGCGUCCGCCGUGCCGCCGGGGAGGAAGGCCGCGUUCCGGGCCGUGACGUGGCCGGAGUACAUGGGGGUCAGGUUGAAGGCGCUCCGCACGGACGCGUCGGCGCUGGCGAUGCUGCAGGUGGCGGACGAAGGAGAGGAAGGUGGAAUGCCGUCUAAGAGCUAGCUUCAAGUAAUAUAACAGAGAAUGGGAGAAUAAAUGUCAUCCUGAUUGUGACUAGUUUGAAUAAUGUAUAGCGGCUCGAAAAUGUCAAGGUUGGAACUUCAAAGGCUAUGUGCAAUGGGGAUGAAAUAAACCAUGGAACAGUGAGUCGGUCUUAUAGGCUUUUCACCUUUUCCUCAAUAGCUUAAGCUUUUACAGAAUAGUUGAUCAGUUCCUUUGGGUACCUAGAACAAACAUAU